Messenger RNA from Botrytis cinerea B05.10, 893 nucleotides. RefSeq lists its product as hypothetical. Gene Ontology annotation, biological process: protein folding in endoplasmic reticulum. Gene Ontology annotation, cellular component: EMC complex. NCBI's taxonomy places the organism in Eukaryota, Fungi, Ascomycota, Leotiomycetes, Helotiales, Sclerotiniaceae. The record is from RefSeq and is a predicted model, not a curated record. The transcript has 2 exons. Bases 79 to 522 code for a protein of 147 amino acids.
GAGCCGCACCUCACUAACAAGGACAAGCUGGAACCUUGGACAACCCACAAUCUUUAACAAAACACUGCAUUCUCCAAGAUGACUUGGAUAUCCAAAUCAAUUACGGGCCUCGGCUUGCUGUUUCUCACGCACGCCUGCUAUUCUGCUCACGAACACUCGGCCCUACAAUCUACAGGAACUGCCCACCUAUCCUCUACCUCCUCUCACGUUACGACUACCGCCUCUCUACCAAUCGACAUAUCUAUCGAGACCAUAGUGUCGAUUUUUAUUGUUUGCCUCGGCUUAGUAUUAGGCACACCAGAAUUACGACCUAUACAAUGGCGGGUUUGGGCAGGUAAAAUUGAGCGAGAGGGAGCGAAAGGUUUUAUGAACGCAGAUGGCGAGGUGGAUAAAGAUUUUGUUGGAAACCCCUUCAGAGUUCUCGAGAGUCGACCAAGCUUCAUUGACAUCAGAAGACAAAGACACGAGUUUGCGGAGUGGGUCAGGGAAGGAGGGGAACAAAGUCAAGCAAAAGAGUUGUAGAUGGAGGGAGCGAAUAUCCGGCGUACUGUACGAUAUUAUUUCUGUGGACGCUGUGAUAUAAAUGGUCUUGUCUGGGGGACUUCGCUGCACAUAGUUGAAGAAAUGAUAUUUUGGGUCGCGAACAAAUAUCAUGAAGUGGCACAAAAGUUCAUAUACUGUUCAUACAAACCAAUUUUGAGACUGUGUCUACUACCUAGGUAGUAUUGAAACAUUUUAUUACAUUUACUAGCCUGAUCGUUUCGAGCUUCUUUGGCCAUGUACAUACAAUUAGUAAAGUUGUACAAACGAGAGAGGAAUGACUUUCGCUUGGCAGAAUCACUUCUGUAGUGUUCUUACCUUUCACAUUUCUGAUCUCAUCUUGACUUAUUUCA